Messenger RNA from Aspergillus homomorphus CBS 101889, 1620 nucleotides. Its product is annotated as putative mRNA processing protein (Mss51). Gene Ontology annotation, biological process: mitochondrial respiratory chain complex IV assembly. Gene Ontology annotation, cellular component: extrinsic component of mitochondrial inner membrane. Lineage: Eukaryota; Fungi; Ascomycota; Eurotiomycetes; Eurotiales; Aspergillaceae. Bases 1 to 1620 code for a protein of 539 amino acids. The record is from RefSeq and is a predicted model, not a curated record. The transcript has 2 exons.
AUGACUGGCGAGUACACCUGUGGUCGCUGCCUGCAGGUACUCCGUCGACGGGCUGCGGUGCGCUUGCCACAGUAUGUCUUGCCUCGAAGAGGAUAUAGCCUGCUCAAUCCUGCCUCUGUGCGAAGCCUGAGCGGUCCCAGCAAUGGCUCUCUUCGUCCGCAUGACCUGCCCCAAGCUCCGUCCAAACGAGCAAUCUUGACACCGUCUAUUGGGACGCGGAGACUUGGACCGGUUGUGCACAAGGCGCUGUCCUCCACGUCAAAUACCUCUCCGGAUCCUCGCGUCUUAUUGAAACCGAACAACCUCUUCCAUUCGUUCUCAAAAUCGCCAGUAGCGGCCAUCAGACAGCGUGCUGCUUCUAUUAAGCAGAAUGCCUUCUGUCCACAUCCAAGCCACCAACAGACUCGGCUGCCUGUCUCACCUCACGACUCAGAGACGCGCAAAACCCAGCAGACCUCAUGUCUGCCGCCCGCGCACUCUCACUUUGAAUGUCCAGACUGUGGGGUGCCGAUUUAUUGCUCGGAGGGGCACUGGAUGGACGAUUUUGAAGCACACUUGGAGGUCUGUGAGACUAUUCAGCAGAUCAACGAGGAUGACCAUGAUCUGCAUUCUGGACGCUUUUUUCCCGAGUUUACCUACCCAGGUCUUCAAGAUGACAAUUUCGUUAUAAACAUGACGAACUGGGACACCUUCCUUUAUACUCGAGAGUUUGAGGCGAUCAACGAUGACCGGAGCAUGCGCCAAGUGACUCGGAUGCUUACCUAUCCACUUACACUUGCGAGUGUCCUGCAUGAGCUGAGUCCUUACAAUGUACGUAAAGGGGGCAGGCUUACGGUGGAAGGGCUCAAAAGCGUUAGUGCGCUGCGAUACACCUUACAUCCUCCCAAGACCGGAGAGGGAGUGGAUAUUCGGGGACUACGUCUCAAAGCACCACCAGUCCGCAUUUUCAUUCUUGGUGCACGGGCUGAGUCUUCUUUGCCACGAGACGUUUGGUUGCAGCUCAGCUAUAUUUUUCCGCGCUCUCUGAUCCAUCUGAUUUUUAUCGGACCAGAAAGCAUGACAAAUCGAGACGCGGAAUUUCCGCUGCCAGAGCGAACUCCUGGAAACCCAUUUGGUGGGGUCGUUGAGGAUCGACUUGGCGGUCAAUUUAAAAUCACAACUUACGUCGACUACUUCCACACAAUGUACAAAGCCAAUUAUUUUCAACCUUUCGAUCCAUACCUGGACUGCAUCAUGUUGUUCCACCCCGGUCUUGGUCACCCGGCGAGCUCCCAUGAGUGGGAAGAAACGCUCCCGCAGCUACUAGAGACUAAGGUGCCCAUCAUCAGUACGGGCUACACGCAGUGGGAUAUGGAACGAGAUAUCAAUUGGGUGAAUGAAAAAUGUGCCGGUGAAUUUGACAUCCUACUUGAACCAGGGGAAAAUAUCUUCCGCAGCCUACGCUGGGAUCUCAAUGACCUGGACCCUCAUGAUGUUUCAUGUGGCAACUGGGGUGUCUGGGCAUUCAGAGGAAAGAGGUACGUAGUCCAGUUCGCAGACCUACCUGUUCAGUUCCUGCCGUCUUUCUGUGCUGACUGGAUCUUGACAAACAGAUACGAGGCAACGUUCCGUAACAAUUAG